Aspergillus oryzae RIB40 is the source of this 1719-nucleotide messenger RNA. RefSeq names its product serine hydrolase domain-containing protein. NCBI's taxonomy places the organism in Eukaryota, Fungi, Ascomycota, Eurotiomycetes, Eurotiales, Aspergillaceae. The coding region runs from base 1 to 1719 and encodes 572 amino acids. The record is from RefSeq and is a predicted model, not a curated record. The transcript is spliced from 4 exons.
AUGCGCUAUCCACACUUUAUCCUUCUUUGUACAUUAUCCCCUCUUGCCCUGGGAAAAUUAUGUCCAAUCCAAGGACCUGCCUUCCCAGCCCCUAAGGAUGUUGCCAGCAGUUCAUCUUUCACACAGGCCAAGAACCAGCUGCUCAGUACACUCGACAAGGCAGUCCACGCAUCAAAUGCAAGUGAAGUAACAGGAAUUGACCCGGACUCAAUCUCGUUUAGUCUCCAGGUCUUCAACACAAAAAGCGAUCAGCCACUGCUUGAAUACUACCAUACCGCACCCUCCAUUCGGAAUAGCACGGUGGGAGUGAGAGAGGUUGACGCAGACACUGUAUUCAGAAUCGCCAGUGUAUCGAAGCUAUGGACGGUCUUGAUGCUUCUGAUUGAGAAGGGUGAUGCGUCCUUGAGCGAGCCUGUUGCGAAAUACGUCCCAGAGCUGCGAGAUGCCGCAAAAGAGCUCAGCCAUAAUGCUACCAUGCGAGAUGAUGAGAUUGAUCACCUCCGCUGGGAUGAAGUUACGAUAGGGGAGUUGGCAAGUCAUAUGACUGGGGUUAUCAGAGAAUAUGCAUCUAUCGACAUCGCAGCUCUCUCCGCCUCGACACCCGGAGGAUUCCCUACGCUUCCGAAGUCUGAUAUCCCGCCAUGUGGUACCAAAGUCGCAUGCACUCGGUCUGAAUUCUUCGACGGCAUCCUAAAAAGCCACCCGAUACUGCACACUAGCUCGACCCCUAUCUACUCUAACCCCAGCUUCCAGAUCCUCGGGUAUGCCCUCGAAGCCAUGACAAACCAAACCUACAAGUCUCUCCUACAAAGGGACUUGAUAAAGCCCCUUGGCUUAUCACGAUCGAGCUACGACAAGCCAGAAGAUGAUACAGCCAUCAUCCCAGGACCCGCCAUGAGCAGCUUUUACGGCGUAGAUGCCGGUGGCGAGACUGCUGCGGGCGGCCUCUACUCCUCAACGAAAGACAUGUCAAUCGUCGGCCGAGCAAUCCUGAACAGCACUCUCCUCCGUCCCUCCUUAACCAGGCGAUGGAUGAAGCCCCGCGCCCACACAUCAAGUCUUGAGGUCUCCGUCGGGGCUCCAUGGGAAAUUUUCACAUUGACCAACCCCCGUCUAAUCGACCUAUAUACCAAGCAAGGUGAUCUGGGAAUGUACUCCUCCAUGCUUGCCCUAUCCCCAGAACACGACGUCGGCUUCACAAUCCUCGCCGCCGGAGAAUCAACCACCGAAGCCGUCACCCUCAUAACAGACCUUACCAUCAAUACCCUCAUCCCCGCCCUCGAAGACGCAGCCAGAGAAGAGGCCAAUACACAGUUCGCAGGCGAGUACUCUUCCGCCAAUGCGUCCAUCAAAAUCACUACCGAUGACCAACCCGGUUUGAAGGUUACCGAAUGGACCAACGAGUCCGUGGAUGUAAGGCAGCUCUUAGUUUCUAAGCUGGGGUUGCAGAAUGCCUCGGAUCUCAGUGUUCGUUUGUAUCCCUCUGGACUUAAGGCACCAGGGCGAGUUGGCUUCCGGGCUGUCUUCCAGGAUAAUUCCGAGGGGGAUUCAGGGAUUGGGCCUGUGACGCGGGCUUGCACCACUUGGAGUUCUGUUGAUAGUAUUAUUUAUGGGAAUGUGGGUGCUGAUGAGUUUGUAUUUGGGGUUGAUGGGAGUGGGAGAGCUGUGAGUAUUUCUCCUAGGGCUUUGCGUGUUGAGAUCCCUAGGGUUGAGGCAUAG